UGUGGUGUACAUUGUUGUGGCAAGCAUCCUUUUGUUUUGUUUAGUUUUUUGUUUUGUUUUGACUUGUAACCUCACGAUGUCUGGACAGUGGACACCAGAGCAAUUCAAAAACUUGCAGACAGGUGGGACGAAGAGAACCCUGAUGUAUUUCCCAGUGUUGCCUGUGGGUGAAGAGCCCUCACACUUCACUUGUCGAUACUUGGUCAACCCAUCUGUCUCAUGAACCUCCAGCGUCACAAAGUAACACCGGCGCACGUGCAUGACGCGCAGCUUCUCCCUCACGCUUGGUUCGCCGGCGGAUCGGGCUCUAAAUGAGUGACUUCGGUUGGAUGCGGUCGCCUCUGUUGAGCUGUCACUCUCUGGUGACCAGAUGACUCUGGAGGCUGGUUUUGUUGUUGCCCUGACGUCAGUGCGAGCUACAAUGAAGCUGGCAACAUGGAUAUAAAAGCCGGUUUGAAGGCUGGCGCACUGGUGCUCCAAGUUCUUGCUCCGCACGGGGUUAACAUCAGGCUCACCACAAGAAGGGAGGGCUGAGGAGAUCAUGAUGCGCUUUCAGAGCUUCACACCUAUCGUGCUACUCCAGCUGACUUUCCUCGCUGCAGUUCAUGGUGCCAAAUGGACAUACACUGGGCCAGAUGGAGAGGAGUACUGGGCCAAGAAUUAUCCAUAUUGUGGUGGAGCUUUCCAGUCUCCAAUAAACAUCAAGUCAGACCUGCUGAGGUUUGACCCAACUUUACGUCCAGUUGAGGUUCAAAACUACAACCUGUCACCCAAUGAGCAGCUCACUCUUGGAAAUAAUGGCCAUUCAGUACAAAUAUCACUGCCCUCUAAGAUGCACAUCUCCAGCCUGCCUCAUCGUUACACCGCAACUCAACUCCAUCUACACUGGGGCUCCUCCGGCAGACCAGUAGGCUCUGAGCACUUGGUGAACAGUAAGCAGUAUGCAGCAGAGAUGCACGUAGUACACUUCAAUUCAGACAAGUAUGCCGGUAUGUCCAUGGCUGUAGACAAAUCUGACGGCCUAGCCGUGCUGGGUGUCCUGAUUGAGAUUGGAGAGUUCAAUCCGGCCUUUGAACAGUUUCUGAAGUUCCUAAAUGGUAUCAAGUACAAGGAUCAGAAAGUGAAGGUGCCCGGUUUCAAUAUCAGAGCACUGCUGCCUGCGCGUUUAGAUGAGUAUUAUCGCUACGACGGGUCCCUAACGACUCCUCCGUGUUAUCCCAGCGUCCUGUGGACAGUGUUCAGGAAUCAUGUCACAAUAUCUCACAAACAGUUUCUGUCCCUGGCGACAACCCUCUACUCCUCCCAUGCCCAGGACUCAGCCCCUGUGCCUCUGAAUGGCAACUUCAGGAAACCGCAGCCCGUUGACAGCAGAAUUGUGCUGGUAUCUUUUAAGGAGGGCAGAGGACUGCAGGGCAUUCUCACAGUCACAUCUCCGCUCACGAGGAAGGGAAUCAUUCAGCAGCUGCUGGCUGGAGACUUAGCAGACCUGGCUGACGAAGGGCUCUAUCAGCUCCUACCAAGUGGCUCAGAGAAGCUCCAUGCUGGCAAGAAGAAAGAACCCAAGUACCAGCAGAGCGAGACUCUGUCCAAAUCCAAACAACAGAUGCUGAAUCUGUACCCACUGAAGAAAAGCCAGGCCACCCUCCCUGUGGGAAAGUUAGGGCUGGCUGAAGAAGCACUGUGCUAUGUCUCGACUGAACAGAGAGUUUUCCAUGAGCUCAAACAGUCCCACAGGGAGACUCAGCUUGUUCAGGCUCUCAGAGAUUCGGUUUUCCCCGAUCUCAACCUCAAGAGCUACCUGGACUGUAAGUCAGACUUAGCCCUCUCAACCAUCAGGCAUAUUCUCCGUGGACGGCCACCAACAGAUGAGGCGUUAGAGCUAGAUCGCUCUCUGACAAAGGCCUUGAGGAAUCAGAAGAAGAUCUCCAUGGCAACCAAGCAAAAUGUACCAGUGACAAAAUAUGGCGGCCUCUCCCCUGCUACUGUUCCCAUAACCCCCCACAGCCAGGGUUAUCCACAUCCUUGGCUUUUGCCUAUGGAGUGGGAAGACUAGAGAGAUUCCUGACAUAGCUGAGAGUGACAUUAUGUCUGUUUGAGUGUGUUUCUGUAGCAGACAUCAGUUGUAUGUCUCACGAUGCAAGCCACGCUGUGCAUUCCUUUGAGCAGUCUUUCUCACAAACGUAUUUAAUAUUAAGUUAUUCUUUGUAGUAUGUGCACAUAAUUAUGAUACAUUUUAAUCUACUGUAGUCAUUGUUUUCGCAUACACACGCCUAUGCAUAAGCAGUCCUCUCCAGUGACUGUUCUCAGUACUGUAAGCACAUUCUGAAACAUUAAAAUAAAUGCAAUUGUGACAAUUUCCAAACAUUUACUUUUUCCACCCGGCUUUAUGGCUGUUUGCAUAAUUUUAGAACAUAUUUCAUGCUUGCAAAUAUAUAUUCAUAAAGCUACAUGUAGCACUCCAAACUUUAAAGAAUAUUUAUAGAGUUAUAAUGUACGCCAAGUUCACUUCUAUACUAGUAAUUACCGUCUUGCACUAUAUAGAGAUGCAGCUCACCCAAAAGAAACUUCAAGAACUUCAGAGCUUUACAUCAUGUCUCGGUCUUCUCUUACAAAAUGUUCUUCAGUUCAAAAUGUCAUUUUCAAUGAGCGAGGAAGCAGAUACUGUACAUAGGGAACUA
Messenger RNA from Scatophagus argus, 2678 nucleotides. RefSeq names its product carbonic anhydrase XII (gene ca12). The record is from RefSeq and is a predicted model, not a curated record. Lineage: Eukaryota; Metazoa; Chordata; Actinopteri; Scatophagidae. Gene Ontology annotation, molecular function: zinc ion binding; carbonate dehydratase activity. The transcript is spliced from 9 exons. Gene Ontology annotation, cellular component: plasma membrane. The coding region runs from base 542 to 2053 and encodes 503 amino acids.